Messenger RNA from Lactuca virosa, 561 nucleotides. Lineage: Eukaryota; Viridiplantae; Streptophyta; Magnoliopsida; Asterales; Asteraceae. The record is from the annotation of a GenBank genome assembly.
AUGAGGGGUCCUUUUGAAGCAGGUCCAAGUAAAGCAAAAAAGAAGAGUAAUGCAAGAAACUGUCAUUCACAAGCAGGCUCAAGCACUCUAGCUCCAAGUACUCCAACACAUGUCAAUCAAGAUCCUUUGACUCAAGAGCAUGUCCCUGUGAAUCAAGAGCCUGUCAUUCAAGAGAAUGUCCCUAUGAAUCAAGAGCAUGUGAAUGAAGAUCCUGUGAAUCAGGAGCAUGUGAAUGAAGUUCCUAUGAAUCUGGUACCUGUUAACCAAGUGCCUGUGAAUCGUGGUGUUAGAGUGUCUAAGAGCCUUGGUGUUAGAGCAAGGAAGCCUUCAGAGAGAAUCAACAAGAUACAAAUUAGGAAACAGUUUAUUAAGAAGGUUAUAAUGGGAAUCAUAUGUCAAUUGUCUAUUGGGAAAUCAUAUUCCCUAUUUGUUUCUAUCAAUGUCCUUUGUCUUUUGGUUGUUGAAAUUGCAGACAAAUUCAAUUAUCAUCGUCCUUGUCUUUUGGCUGUUGAAAUUGCAGCCAAAUACAAUGUAAAUUACAAUCAAAUGUGUGCCAUGUAG